CCCCCCAAAGCAGCAGCUUCCAGUCACACACCCAAUAUGAGAAGAAGUACCAUAAUAUUCUUCGUGGGAGUGCUCGCCGGCUUAGACAGCUUUUCGAAUGCCCAGUCUAGGGAGCAUCCCGCCAGGUCGAUAUACAAGCUGCGCGAGUAUCUUGAACUCCAAGGAAAUUUGGUUCUCAACCUGGAGUACUAUGUAUACCACCUGGAAAUAAAACUGCAUAAAAUCCAAGAAGCUCUGCUUGACAUGGAGAAAGUGCAUGCUCUUUUUGAGGAGGACAAAAGGGCCUUUGUGUCCAAUCCCGUCAACAGUUUCUCGCUCAUCCGACACAUGCACUCUGACUGGAUGAAGUGGCAGCUCUACCUAUCGGGGGACCCAGGACAAGAACAACUGGCGUACAUGAGGGAAACCAGUGCGUAUCUCCCCACCAAGGAUGAUAUCGCAGACGCCCUUCUGGGUAUGGAAAGAGUGAGGAGUGUGUAUGGCCUGGAGCCCCAGGAUAUGGCGAGUGGCUUGCUCUCGGACGUGCAGUACGACUCUAGUUUUUCCCCCCACGACUGUCGCUCGCUGGCGGAGUACAGCAUCGGAAUGAAGGACUACCCCACUGCAGAGCGGUGGCUACAGGUGGCCAUAUCGCUGCUUCAGGACAGAAAUGAGGAUCCAGUUGUCCCUCUGAACAUCAUUGAUGUGACCCAAACUCUAGUAGAAAGCUACCGCGCCCAGCGAAAUCCUUGGAGUGCUGGGCAUAUCCUGGAAGCUGCUCUGAAGCUGAGUCCUUUUGAGGCUCGUCUGUUGAGGCUGAAGGAGCAAGUGAGCACAGACUUGAUGUACGAGGCUCCGCUGAAACCCAGGCCAAAAGAAGUGCCCGAUCAGGAUCACUGCUGUAAUGGGCUUUGUAAGGGGCCCAGGAACAGGCACCUCCACUGCUUCUACCUCACUAAACGAGGAUCCCCCUUUCUGCUUUUGGCCAGGGUUAGGACUGAGAUUCUCUCUGACGAUCCCUUUAUUGCGUUGUACUACGAUGUAUUGACCCACUCCGAUAUGGUGUCCCUGCGGAACACAAGCGAGCCGUUGCUACAUUCAGCCACCACCAUUCAAUAUCUUAACGCGCCGCAGGAGUUGUCUACCUCCCGUACAGCGCACUCCUUCUGGCUGGAACCGACCAUUACAGAGGCGCGACACAAAAAGCAGAUCAGGUGCUUUGGGAUGUCACGGGCCUAA
Messenger RNA from Drosophila miranda, 1218 nucleotides. RefSeq names its product prolyl 4-hydroxylase subunit alpha-2-like. Gene Ontology annotation, cellular component: endoplasmic reticulum. The record is from RefSeq and is a predicted model, not a curated record. Gene Ontology annotation, molecular function: procollagen-proline 4-dioxygenase activity; protein binding. The coding region runs from base 37 to 1218 and encodes 393 amino acids. Lineage: Eukaryota; Metazoa; Arthropoda; Insecta; Diptera; Drosophilidae. The transcript has 5 exons.